Molecule: messenger RNA, 2634 nt
Organism: Balaenoptera acutorostrata (minke whale)
Lineage: Eukaryota; Metazoa; Chordata; Mammalia; Artiodactyla; Balaenopteridae
Exons: 5
Coding region: 1-936 (311 amino acids)
Source: RefSeq, a predicted model, not a curated record
AUGCCCGGCUGCGCUGCAGCCUCUCUGGGACCCGAGGUUGUCGCGCGGUGGCCCGACCCGCAAAGCGCCGCAGUUCCCCCUGCGCCCCCUCCCACCCCGCCUGGCGCCGCACCACGUGGGGCCGGCGCGCCCGGCAGCAGAGGACCGGAUCCCGGGCUGUGUAGCACGCCGCGGGCCCCCCUUCCAGGAGGGGCGGGAAGGAAAAACGGGGCAGAGACGGGUAGAGGUGGGCGCUCCGGGGUGCCCUUUGCCUGCUGGGGUUCUCCGCUGCGCUCCCUCUGCUGGCUCAUAGCUGCUCCUGUGCGUCCGGGCCCCGGUCCCAUUACCCAGCCUCGGCCUCCCGCUGCGCAAGGAGGCGGGUCCUCAAGAGCCUCCCCCACAGCUUGUGUUGAGCCCCGAUGUCUUGCCCACAGCCCAGAGGCGCCGGGGUCAACUGCUGCCAGCCUGCGGCCCAGGGCGGGGGGUCUGCUCCCCGCCCGCUGGGCCGGCGCGACGUGCAGGAGCCUCCCGCGCGCCAGUCUGCACGCCGCGCACGUCCAGGGCCAGGGUGUUGGGGGCCAGCCCGUGGCAGGUGCUGGUCCCAUGCAGCUUGCUCCUGAGCCCUGUCACCGCUUCCAGUGGACACCUCCUCAGGAUGCCUCCCCACCUCCAGUGACCUCACCAUCAUGCGAAGCUGGCAGAGUUCUGAGCACAUCUCCCACUGUCAGGCCCACUGGGCGUCCUGCAGGAGAACCCGUAACAGCAAUGCUGCCCUCUCUUUCCAGAAAUGAAUCGUCUGCUUUAAUCACGGGGCUCUACAACCAGAGAAUGUCACUGCACUGGGAUUAUUUGCUUUCCACUCUGCCUGGCAGUCAUGGCUCACCAGCUUGCAGGUCCACACAGGGUCACAUCUCCUUCUGGGGAGCAGGGGUAGGAGUGCUCGUGGCCUGGAACUGAGGUGCAGGGACAGGAGACGGGCGAGCCAAGCAGAACAGCCGUCCAUGAGUCAUGGUUCCAGAACAACCAGCAAAUGGCUAGCACCUGCUCACCCACCCCCUCCCACACCUGCCAGCCUCACCAGGGGGUUUUGGCCGCUGGACAGUCAGGGUGGGGCCGGCCCAAACUGACCACCCCUCCAGAAGAAAGUGACAGAUGUUAGCACCAGCAGGUCCUGCCCUCCCCAUCAACAGAUGUCAAGACAUGAAAAAUUGGGGUAAAUGAAGGGUGCACGAUUAGAUUUGGGCCCAAGCUGGGUUCCUGUGGGUGCCAGAGACAGCUGCAAAGGCACGUCAGGGACAAUCACCCUGAUGCGGUGGGGGCUGCCAGGCCCGUGUGCCCGGGGACAGCUGGACGAGGUGCUGACACGGGGCUCCUUCCUCUGAAGCCGUCCCGCAGCUGCUGGGAGUGCCGCCAGCUGUGAGCUUGUGCGCCUCGGCUCCAGGGCUGUGCUGGGGGAGCUGCAGGCGGGCCCACCUAGGGGUUCCUGGGACACUAGCCCAUCUUGAGCUGAUAGCUCCUCUCAGGGGAGACCCCUUUCUCCCCUCCCCUCCCCUUCUUGGCCCUUUCUGGCUCUGUCCAGGUGGGGCUCAGCUCCAGGUCUCUUGAAACCAGCCCAGAGGGGUCAGGCCUCCUCUCAGCACCUCUGGCCUCUCCCGUGUCUUGGCUUGUUUUCAUAUAGUUUUUUGCUUGAAAAUGUAGGUUCAGGAGCCUCCCCCAGGCUCCUGGUGUUGGUGAACAGCUGCUUCGUAGAGACCCCAGCAUGCAGGCGCUGAGCGGUGGGGCGCGAGGAAAGCAUCUCGGUGCCCCGACCCAGCACCAGGCCCCAACCCUCCGGCUUGGGGUUUGCAGAAGAGGUUUGUUUUAGAGUGGGGCACAAGAUGUACCCAUGUCUAGAUAUUAUUUUAAAACUGUUAGUUGGGCUUCCCUGGUGGUGCGGUGGUUGGGAAUCCGCCUGCCAAUGCAGGGGACACGGGUUCGAGCCCUGGCCCGGGAAGAUCCCACAUGCCGUGGAGCAACUAAGCCCAUGCGCCACAACUACUGAGCCUGCGCUCUAGAGCCCACAAGCCAUAACUACUGAGCCCAUGUGCCACAACUACUGAAGCCGGUGAGCCUAGAGCACGUGCUCUGCAACAAGAGAAGACACCACAAUGAGAAGCCCGCGCACCGCAAUGAAGAGUGGCCCCCGCUCGCCGCAACUAGAGAAAGCCCACACGCAGCAAUGAAGACCCAAUGCAGCCAAAAAUAAAUAAAUAAAAUAAAUAAAUUUUAAAAAAUUAAAAAAUAAAAAAAUAAAUAAAACUGUUAGUUGCUCUCCAGCAUAGAUGAAGAUACAAGUUUAAAUGAAGAUGUAAGUAUAAAUGACAUGACUUAUUCCAACAGGUAAAAGCAAUGCCUUUUUAGGUGAUUCUGAAACAAGGACCAAAGCAGAUUUUUUUUUUUAAUUUUGGUGAAAUUCACAUAGCAUAAAAUUAAGUAUUUUUAGGUGUACAAUUCAGUAGCAUUUAGUACAUUCACCAUGUUGUGCAAGCAUCACCUCUAUUUAGUUCUACAAUAUCUUCAUCACCCCACAAGGAAACCCUGUCCCUGUUAGCAGUCACUCCUCAUCCCCCUCCCCCAGCCCCUGGGAACCACUGAUCUAAUUUCUGUCUCUGUGGA